UGGUGGAGAAUGAGGGGGCUGGACCACCUGUCAUUUGGGGAAUUUGUGGAGUUCGUGGCAUGUUCCCCAGCUAAGGAGGCUGCAGUGCUGCCUGUGGUGCCCGUCAAAGCUGCAGUUCCCCCUGUGGUGGAUGAAGGAGCUGCAGUACCCCCAGAGGUGACUUGCGACACUGCAGAACCCCUAGAGGUGAACGAAGAGACUGCAGCACCUCACUCUUGUAGUCGGAGGAGGGGAAAGAAGAGAAAUGGCUCUUCCCCGCCACUGCCAGAGGUGCCUGCAGUGCCCCCAGAGGAGCCUGAUGAGGCUGCAGGCCCCCAGAGGUGCCUGAUGAGGGUGCAGCGCCCCAGUCUCGGAGAUGGAGGAGGAGAAGGAGAAAGGCUUGCUCCAUCCCACAUGGCCCUGAGGCCAUUCAGGAGCCCCCUGCUGGCCUGGAGACCAUUCCAGUCAUGCCCAAGCUCCUUGCCCUGCCGGCGCCCCCCAAGCUCCUUGCCCUGCCGGGGCCCCCCAAGCUCCUUGCCCUGUCGGUGCCCCCCAAGCUCCUUGCCCUGCCGGUGCCCCCCAAGCUCCUUGCCCUGCCGGCGCCCCCCAAGCUCCCUGCCCUGAUGCCGACUCUGUCUAA
Molecule: messenger RNA, 619 nt
Organism: Carassius auratus (goldfish)
Lineage: Eukaryota; Metazoa; Chordata; Actinopteri; Cypriniformes; Cyprinidae
Exons: 2
Coding region: 10-603 (197 amino acids)
Source: RefSeq, a predicted model, not a curated record